Linum tenue is the source of this 1851-nucleotide messenger RNA. Lineage: Eukaryota; Viridiplantae; Streptophyta; Magnoliopsida; Malpighiales; Linaceae. The record is from the annotation of a GenBank genome assembly.
CAAUAACUCUGCUCCUGCCAUGGCGCACAUGGCCGUCCCAUUCCCUUUUGCCUCUUACGGCUACUUACACAAACCAGUAGCUUUUCAUUGCCUUUAAUCCAAAAAUACCCUUCUUUCGUCACUCCCUUUUACUCCUCCUCCUCCUCCUUCUUCUUCACAACUCACAAGAAACAACAACCCACAGGCAGAGAAGAAUUCACAUUAACACACCAGCUACAGAGCUCUGUAAUUCAUCACCAUGAGCUCCUCCAUCCGCGACGACGACGACGACUACGCAGAUCUCCAUCGUCACGACGGCCACAUGAGCAGCGUAUCGCCCCGCUUCUUCAAGGUCAUCGUUCACGACACCCUCCGCGACAAAAAGCUGAUGCUGCCAAAGAAGUUCACUUCGAUACUGAAGCAGGAGACGGGCCGCGAUCCGCCAAAGCAAGCCACGCUCGGCCUCCCCAACGGCACGGCGUGGGAUAUGGAGGUUGUUGUUGCGGUCGACGACGGCGGCGGAGUUUGGCUGCGGAAUGGGUUCGCGAGUUUCGCGGAGUACUGCUCUCUGGAGCACGGCUGCCUCCUGCUUUUCAAGCACCGCGGGGAGUUUCAGUUCUCCGUGAGGGUUUACGGAAACACGGCCGUGGAGAUCCGGUAUCCUUCCGAUUCGACGGCUGCUUCGCGGAGUUCCGGCGGUGACGGGAAGGAUGAGGAGGAUCUGUUUUCCGACCUGCCGGAGGAGGAUGUUAGCAGCAGUUUUGAGGACGGUGGUCCCGGUGGUGAUGAUGACGAGGAGGAUGAGGACAGUGAUUACGACUACUCUGAGGAGAGCUCUGAAGGGGAUGAUGAGUUCGAGGGCACGAGCUGGAGCAACUCAACCGGAAGAAAGAAGAAGAACAACAAAAACAAGAAGAAGCAAACUGCAGCAGCGUCGUCUUCUCAACGGCACCGCGGCGAGCCCUCUUCGUAUCCGAGCUGCGGCAGGCCACCAUCCUCCAACGACGCCUCGAUCGGCGUGCCUCCGUCGUUCACCGCCACCAUGACCGAGACUUACAUCAGCCUCCGUCAGGCGUACAUACCGCGGGAGUUUUCCGAGAGGUACAUGAAGGAGAGCGAGCGCGUGGGGCUGAAGGUCGGGGAGAAAGUGUGGGAGAUGAAGCUGACGAAGCUCGGCGGCGAGGAGCGGAAGCGGAAGAACACCAGGAUCACGGGCGGAUGGACCAGUUUCGCCAGGGACAAUAACCUCAGGAUCGGUGACGUCUGCUUCUUCCAGCUCUUUGACUCUGCUCGUCAUCACUACUGUCGCCGUCCGUUGCUGCACGUCACCAUCCUGAGGAACCCCGGCCACCAGGGCGGCCACCACCACCACGUCUUCUGAUCCAAUUCAGCCAUCCGCUUCAUGUGUUAGUGAUUAAUUCCAUAAAUUAAUCACUAGUCACUGUUCAGUACUGUUGUUAGUUGUGUUUGUUAUCUUAUAAAUUAGGAGUUGUGACUUUGAUUUCUAGAUGGUUCCUCACCUAGAUUUGUCGGUACUGAUUUAUCAAAUGACUGGCGUUGUUGCUUGUGAGAACGUGGGGAUUGACGGAUUGUCUCCUGGAUGUGUCAUUUCUUCUAGUGCGUAACUUUUGGAAAAAGGAUUGAAAUGUUCUUAGAUUAUAAGGUUUCGUGUCAUUUGUGUUCCUAAAUUUUGUGCUGGCUGUUUAGAGUUGAUAUUUGACUUAAUGAAGGUUAGAGUAUCGUUAGUUUUCAUGAUGAUGAUGAUGAUGCCAAAUGUGUCAUCCACCUAAGCAUGAAAAUUUGUUGCUAUAUUUUUUUCAAUAAUUGUAAACCUGUACUGAAGGUUGUACCGAAAAAAGUUAGUCGUAGGAC